Stegodyphus dumicola is the source of this 549-nucleotide messenger RNA. RefSeq lists its product as uncharacterized. Lineage: Eukaryota; Metazoa; Arthropoda; Arachnida; Araneae; Eresidae. The record is from RefSeq and is a predicted model, not a curated record.
AUGAAUAAUGUAAUAGCUUUGAAUAGGCAACGCGGUUGUCUGAAAGCAAAAGUCACAAAACUGGAACACUCUCUGCGUGACUUUGUCGAAAAUGAAGAAAGUGAAUCCUUUUUAGAAGUGAAAUUGCAAUCGUUAUCAGGAAUAAAGCGAUCCUUGGAUGAAUUAAAACAGCGGUACUUAAAUCUACCAGCAGAUGUUGCCAUAGAGGAAUCUUGUGAAAUUAUUGAAGAACUAGAGGACGAUCUGGAGAAAAUGGAGGUAAGUCUCAAAUACCUCCUUUCAAAAUUAAAAUCAAAAGUUAAUGCAUUACCAGUACGUAAAAAUACUGUUGAAAAUAUUAAUGUUAAAUUGCCUGAAAUACCAUUACCUCAGUUCUCUGGAAAAUAUAAAGAAUUUCAUUCAUUUAAAUGCCAAUUCAUAUCCUUAAUUGCUGAAAAUGAGAAAUUAACUGAAACACUAAAACUUUAUUAUUUAAAGGCUGCUCUUAAAGGAGAAGCAAAAAAUAUCGAAAAUUGCAAGAUACAUACAAGUCACUGUUUCAAGCUUUAG